Messenger RNA from Centropristis striata (black sea bass), 6797 nucleotides. It is a transcript of the gene ccny, whose product is annotated as cyclin Y. The record is from RefSeq and is a predicted model, not a curated record. Gene Ontology annotation, molecular function: protein kinase binding; cyclin-dependent protein serine/threonine kinase activator activity. The transcript is spliced from 12 exons. Gene Ontology annotation, biological process: regulation of canonical Wnt signaling pathway; regulation of cyclin-dependent protein serine/threonine kinase activity. Bases 511 to 1581 code for a protein of 356 amino acids. NCBI's taxonomy places the organism in Eukaryota, Metazoa, Chordata, Actinopteri, Perciformes, Serranidae. Gene Ontology annotation, cellular component: plasma membrane; cytoplasmic cyclin-dependent protein kinase holoenzyme complex.
AGCGGAUGUAGCAGCAGCAGUCUACAGUAAAUCGGCAACCAUGUAGCGUUGAGAGCAGAAAUACCUUCUCGCGACGUGCUAAAGAAAAAUGUCGCCAUAUUCAUUCAUGUCGUCAUAAAGUUAUAGUGUAUCAAAAUGUGUUUGUGGAGAUAACUGGACGCUCGGACGGAAAUUAAGAGGCGAGGGGGUCGAGUGUGAAAGCGAAGCCUGUUCCAGAGGCACUAUCUAUCUGCCUGCCUGGACGUGUGGAAGGAGACGUCGGGCUACUCUUCAUGUGUUAACUACCUUGGCGUUUAUCAGCCGUCUAAAUGUCUGCACUUGUCCGGUUCAGCGGACUGUAGACUCGGGGGAAGGGCGUGUAACGCUAACGGAUACCGGGGUUUGUAGUUUCAUCAGGUCUGGCUCUCCGCGUUACCGCCCCGUUUUUUCCUCUCUUGUAGUAAGGCUCCAGCACGGUCAGGAGAAGGGACCGUUUUUGGCUUUGGACUUUAACCAAAACCUACUGACAUCAUGGGGAAUACCACCUCCUGCUGCGUGUCCUCCAGCCCCAAACAAAGGAGGAACAACCACUCCAGGCUGGAGCCCUACCGGCCGGAGCCGGAGCUGAGCCGGGAGGACACGGGCUGCAACCUCCAGCACAUCAGCGACAGAGAGAAUCUAGACGAUCUGCCAAUGGAGUACAAUCCUUCAGAUCAUCCCCGGGCCAGCACCAUCUUCCUCAGCAAGUCACAGACUGACGUUGCUGUGCCCAACAAGAGAGUUCGAGAAAAACGGAAGAGCCUUUACAUCAACCAUUUCACACACAUUUCGGAGAACAAGCAUCAUCCAGGCCCGGUGAGACGGAAGUACAGCUCGUGUUCCACCAUAUUCCUCGAUGACAGCACUGUCAGUCAGCCCAACCUCAAAUACACCAUCAAAUGUGUCGCCCUCGCAAUAUACUACCACAUAAAGAACAGAGAUGUCGACGGAAGAAUGUUGUUAGACAUUUUCGAUGAGAAGCUGCACCCGCUCUCGAAGUCUGAACUCCCUCCUGAUUAUGAGAAACACGACCCUGAGCAGAAGCAGAUCUACCGCUUCGUCAGGACGCUGUUCAGUGCUGCACAGCUCACCGCUGAGUGUGCCAUUGUCACAUUGGUGUAUUUGGAGAGGCUGCUGACCUACGCUGAGAUUGACAUUUGCCCUGCCAACUGGAAGCGAAUCGUGCUAGGAGCAAUCCUCCUGGCGUCCAAGGUGUGGGACGACCAGGCGGUCUGGAACGUCGACUACUGCCAAAUUCUCAAGGAUAUCACUGUGGAGGACAUGAAUGAGCUGGAGCGUCAGUUUCUGGAGCUGCUGCAAUUCAACAUCAACGUGCCGUCCAGCGUCUACGCCAAGUAUUACUUUGACCUGCGCUCCCUGGCUGAGGCCAACAACCUCUGCUUCCCCCUGGAGCCCCUCAGCAGGGAGAAGGCCCAGAAACUAGAGGCCAUCUCACGGUUGUGCGAUGACGUGUACAAGGACUUGAGGAAACAAGCCAAGAAGCGGUCAGUGAGCGCAGACAACCUGACGGUGGUGCGGUGGUGUCCAGCCAUCAUUUCCUAACACUGGCCGCCUGCAGCACCCAGAUACACCUGUCAGACAUAAUGUACUGUAUUUCUGCCUGGUAAGCAGGCACACCAGGUGGGCAGCAGUCCUGUGGAUCAGUACACACACACACACACACACACACACACACACACACACACACAGCCACUUUUACAAGUGUGAUUGCACCCUCUCUGGUUGUUGUACAUAAAAGAAGUCCCACUGGCUGCCUGCACUGAACCAAACAGAGCUGAGCUGAACCAAACUGAAGUGUGUGAGUGUUGGAAUGAGCUGCAGAAGAAGAGGCCAAACAGAAACACAGUUGGCAAUAUAUGAGAGACUGUGUGAACUUGAGGAAAGAGAAUAGGAACAAGCUUAUGCGACAACAGCGUCCCAUAAUUCCCUCUGAAGCUCCACUCGCUUGUACGGUUAAUGGAGGGAGGCCGUGUACAUUCCUUUCAUUUUAAUCUUCUGGUUCAGUCACUUUCUGAGCUGAAGCAUGAGAUGAUUUUUUUGACAGCUUACAGGCACAUUUACAAUUUAUAAUUCCUCAAUUUGUUUCAGUGUUUUUUUGGUGUUUAUCUGUUUUUCUUGCAUUCCCAUCCAGCAGAAAGCUCUGCAGGCAGAUCCAAGCAAAGCAAAGACAUGUACAUUCCACUGGUGGACUACACAUCAUCAUGUUCAUUUACAUUGUAGCCAGUUAAUUAAAGUUCUCAUUAAGAGAGCUACCAGUUACAAUUUCUCCCACAGCACCAUUCAGACACAGCUGCUCACUUAAAGCAAUAUCCAUGCAUUGCUCUGUUGUUGUGGUUAAAUACAGUGAUGAAGCAUGCAUACAUGGGAGAAGACUGACUGGAAGACAGUGGCUCUCAGUCAGGCGUGAGACAUACUGUAGAGCUUAUGUUGUACUUAAUUCACUGCCAUUGUCCUGACCUGUGGUGCCUGUAAUAAGCUAGUUUAACACUUCUCCCCUUUCUACUGGAGGAAUAGAACAAAUAACUCAAGUAUUUUUUCUUUAACAUUUUGUAUGGUUCUUCCAGCUUACAAAGAAAACAGCACAAAUGGAAUAAUGACAUUUAGGAGCCACUAAACGCAUGAUUCUUCAGGGUGUUGUUUGUUGGAGAGGACCCAAAUGAAUGAAAAAGAUUCAAACACUGCUCACAAAAAGAUAGAUUGUAUACAUUUUGCUAAAUUGUUUCUGUACAGUGUAAAUACAGUGCCGGUGUGCAAAAUCUGUAGGUCUUACUGUAAAAAAAGAAAAAAAACAUGAUGUUAGAAUAUUUAUAUUGGGUCAGUUUUUACUGUACAUGAGGAAGAUGGUAAAUAUGUUGGAUUCCUUGUUCCUAUGACAAAUCAAGUAAAGACAAAGUGAAGUAUUAAGAUUUCAAUGGGAGACACCACUUCAGUUUUUCUGUCUGUUUUCUUGUUACAAUGUUUUCACACUGCAGAAAAUGCCAAGUUUUUAUUUGUUACAUACUGUAUAUGGUAUAUAGAUAAAACAAGACAAUUCAUGCUUUUUUUUAGGAUUUGUUGUCAUUUUAAGAUUUUUUUAACCCCACUGUGGAAGCGAUGCCAGAUUCAUGUUCUUCAGCAAUGAUGCUUGUUUUUUUAUGAAGCCCCAUAACUAAUACAUCACCAUGACUACAUCAAUAAAUAGUAUUGUUAAUUAAAUCUUUUUAAAUAGAGUGUGAAAGAGCUAUAAAGCUUAAAGUUUUCUUUAGCCUCCAAGCAGUUGGUUAACAACCAAAAAACAUUUUAUGUUUUUUUUAUCUUCAGUCAGCCGAACUUAAUUUUUCUCUUCUCUAUCUUUCACUAGCACAUUUUAUUUUUUGGUCUUGGCCCACAUUAAAUAAUUUAUCUAGUCCCCUUUCCUAGAGCAGCAUUUCCUUUUUCCUCAAAACAUUGUCAUUUUUCCGUUUUAUAGCUCUUUUAUAAUGUUGGUCUGUAGGGAAAAUGCUUCUUGGGCUGCGGGGGAUAUUUUCUCUUGCAGUACUGCAAAGCCCCCUGGGACAAACUGGCAGAAAGUCUCAGUCUAAAGAGUCAUUGUGAAGCUCAGUGUUGUGAGUCUGGCCGUUGGCAUCCUUGUGCCCGACUCCGCCUAAUUCCAAUCCAAAAAUGGGCAAAGAGGGUGACGAUGGGUGAAGCUGAAACUCAGCACCUGGCAUAGCCAAGGUUAUAAUAGUUUUUGAUUUUGGAUUUCAUUGUGAUUUUUUGUUUCCAAAUUCAGUUAGUUUUAAUUAGUUUUUAGAGUGAGUUUUAAUUCGUUUUUUUAUUUUUUGGAAAAUGCUUAGUUUUAGUUUAGUUUUUAUUUGUUUUAGUUUUUUUGUAAUGGGGUAUUUGUUGGGUGCCAGCUAAAUAAGUAAAUGUCUCCUCUAUUUCCUUUGUCUGAUCCAUCUCAGCCCCAAUAACUUUAUUAAGUCAUAAAACCAGAUAGAUGAAAUAGAUUUCAUAUCAACUUAAAAGGUUUAUGAAAAAAGUUGACAAAGACGAAAACGAAGGACAUUUUCAAUAUAAUUUUAGUUAGUUUUGUAACCACAAAAUACAGUUUCAGUUAGUUAUCGUUUUUUAAAAAACUUGUUUUUAUUUUUAUUUCAGUGAACGAAAAAAAAAUUAAAUUCUAGUUUUUCAUAUUUCGUUAGUUUUCGUUAACUAUAAUAACCUUGGUCACAGCACCUGCCUGUCACCUAAAGUGGCACCUAAUCAUUCAUAACUUUAACCCUUAAUAUAAUUUUAACAGAUUAAUUUGAUAAUAUUCACCCCCCUGAACAACUGUCAUGAACCAGGAAAUGAAACUAAAGACUAUAAAAACUGAAACCAUUUUUGUUUGAGACUGUAAACAUGUUUAUUUCUGCUUUUGGAGCCAGCCUCAAGCGGCCGAUCGAGGAACUGCAGUUUUGGGCACUUCCACAUUGGCUUCAUUUUUCAGCCGUUUAGGUUGCUACUUGUUAAAAGCAUUUGUUUUUUCUCCUUCCACUUAAUUAAUUUUUCUAUUGUUUAUCUUUCCUUUACUUCUUUCUUUUUUUCUUUUUCCUCACAACAUUUUCAAUUCUAAACGUCACUUGGAGGUUAGAGAAAAGUUCUAAAGCUUUAUAUUUAUUUUAUUAAACUAACAAUAUUAUUUAUGGAUGUGUUAAGUUACUUCUUUGUCUGUUCUGACAACCUUUUCCAACAACUUGGAAAUUCCAAGGUUCCAUCCUUUCUAGCAUUUACUGGAAAUAAGUUCAGUUCCUGAUUUGCUCUUUUCUUGACAUUUCUUAAAUCAGAAAUAGGAGAAACUACAGGGAUGUAGUAGAGGAUAAACCUGUAAAAUCACUGAGUUUAUUGUAAAUUAAGUAAUUAAUUUCUCACACAUAAACGGGUUGAUAAGUGUGAAUAAAUGCUUUCAUUAUAUAAACUUUUGCCUUAUAAUCAACUGGAAUCACUGUCCUCCACUACAUCAUUGAAUCAACAGUAAACUGUUAACUUACUUAAAAAUACCACGAUUAACCUGGAAAUGUCUGGAAAAGGCACAAAAAUAUCUUUCUAAAUCAUUUUUCUUCCUAACAAAAGGUCCGAUGAAGGUAAAAGCUCUGAAUAAAGCCUCUAGCUUAUUUUGUGCAUUUCACUGGCAACUCCCACGUCUGUGAUUUAACUUGUUGUUUGUCAAACUAAUAGAGAAUCAGUCAGUGGGUUAGUGAGAUUUCCAACCCUGAGCAGCAGGUGUGAGAAGGGACAGAAGCGUACCAAAGUGAUGGAGAAAUGAAGGACGAUCCUGUUGGACAUGUCCAGCCCACUUGCACAUGAAGUAUAUAAAAGGUGUUGGGCCUUGGAGGGAGAGCUGUUGCUUUGCAUGGUGCUUUUGAAUGAGUGGAAAAUAAAGUGUCUUUAGGAAGGUAAUGCGCUACAAAAAAGGUGUGUCUAAAAACAAGAUAAAACACUAAAUCUGAGGGAAAUGAUCUUGCUGCAUGGACAGAUAAUUUACCUUGACAAGAUUUCUUAAAUUAAGAUUGUUAAAUCUAGAAAUGAGCAUGUUGAACGCUUAAAAUAAGAAAUCAACUCUUAACCCUUAAUAGGGCACUCAUUGAAAUACUUAGAGAAAUAACCCUAGAGAAUAUUGGAGGAUAUUACAUACAGCAAGAAUAACUGGAAAAUCUACGAGAAAAAAUGUGCAGAUUUAAGAGAUUUAAAGUGGUGAAUCUGCGAGAAAAAGUUGCAGAUUUACGAGAUUAAAAAUAGCAGAUUCUCAUAAAUCUGCUAGUAUUGCAACAAAUUGCCACUUUUAAUCUCGUAAAUCUGCAACUUUUUUCGCGCAGAUUUGCCACUUUUAAUCUCUUAAAUCUGUGACUUCUUUUCUUGUAGAUUUGCCACUUUAAUCUAGUAAAUUUGCAACUUUUUUCUCGAAAUAUUAUGAAAUAAAUAUUUUUUUUAUCUUGGUAAGAAACAAAUAAUUUGCAGUGCACUCUGCUCGGGCCAGUUCAUCGCUGCUUGCAGCUUUAAUUGAUCUUGUUUUAAGAGUUAAUUUCUUAUUUUACGUGUACAACAUGCUUAUUUCUAGAUUUAACAAUCGUAAUUUAAGAAACCUUGUCAAGUGAAAUUAUCUGUCCAUGCAGCAAGAUCAUUUCCCUCAGAUUUAGUGUUUUUAUCUUGUUUUUAGACACACCUUUUUUGCAGUGUGUGACUGGGGUUGCUGUUGUGAGUUCAAACUAUUAGAGGUAAUCAAAGAUUGUAUAUCCUAUUUAUUGUAUGUUUGUGCAUACAGCCCAGUCUGGUGUUGAUGCCAUGUGGUCUACUAUGGUGAGGUGGAACAUUUAGUCCGACAGCAGAGAGCCUUGGCGUCCUGUCGGCUGGUCACUAGGUGUGUGUCAUAGCCUCGUGCACUGAACUCUACCUCUGCAUAGAGUUUUACUUUUCAUUUUUCUUCCUCUCUCGGACGACAAUUUUUAGAUUUCACACACUCAGCUUUGAUCAUUCGUGUUCUAACAGUCAACUGCUGUAGCUGUGACAUUUUUUUCCUUUUACAUUGAUUGAUAUUUUCAACAUGUGCUGUAUUCUGUUGUUAUUGUUGUUACUGUCGGUAUAUUAUUUUCUUUUUCAGUGAGUCAGUCAUUCUGUUCCUGUUCUCAGUGUGCCAAAUCUCUCUUUUUUCUGUAUGUUUUCAACUAUGAUUUAAACAACUGCUCCCAAUUCUUCUCUUCUUCUGAAGCAAUGUUUAGGAAAACCCAUGCAAGAAUUAAACUUUAAAACCUUGCAAUAAA